This is a messenger RNA of Owenia fusiformis, 2893 nucleotides long. Lineage: Eukaryota; Metazoa; Annelida; Polychaeta; Sabellida; Oweniidae. The record is from the annotation of a GenBank genome assembly.
UUCCAAUCAUGAUUCACCUUCCGGUUUAGGAAGUGAAAAAGUUUAGACAGUAAAGUUUCGAGUUGUUGGAUUUAUUUGACACUUUCAGGGAUUUAGGACCAUGUCGGUCCUAACGCUCAAUGCGAAGCUAGACAGGACCGAAAGUAGCACCCCUUGGGGGUUUCGUAUGCAAGGAGGAAAGGAUUUUAAUGGACCACUUCAAAUUCAAAGGGUAAACCCAGGAAGUUUAGCUGACAGAUGUGGAGUGAAGGCAGGAGAUACCAUUUUAAAAAUAGGGAGUGUAGCCACGGAUGGGCUCAAACAUAAAGAAGCACAAAAUGUGAUUAUUUCAAGUGGAAAUUCAUUAGAAUUGACUUUACAAAGGGGUGGAGGGAGUGGGGGUGCCACACCAUAUGUACCUUACCAGGCCUCUUACAAUACACCAGCUCCACAAAGCUAUAGUUCCCCUGGUAGUCAGAAUUUGAGCAACCAGAUGCAGGGCAUGAAUAUAUCCAAUAACCAGCCCCGGGCUGCACCUGUGCAACGUGCCCCUGCAAAACCACUGGAAGACAUUACCCAGAGUGCAACAUACCAAAUGUUGAAGCAGUCUGACCCAGCACCAUACAGGAGUGGUGAUGGGAACAACAAUGCCUCCUCUGGUGGGAGGAAACAAUCCAGAACAUUCAUGAUGCUGCAGAAUAUGAUUGACAGCGGGGAGGAACUACCAACCCCGGCCCUGGCUAAAACACAGAACAAACCCCAACAAGAGGAAGAGGAAAGAUACACCGCAGUGAUGCACUCCCAAUAUAACACCCCUAUAGGACUAUAUUCUGCUGAUAAUGCCCUGGACACUUUUAAAGGGCAGGUCAAAGACAUUGUACCAGAUGCAUCCCUAAAUGAGAACGGGAUUGCUAAAAGUGAGAAACUCAAACCCAGCGAGACAAUGAAAUUAGUACAACAGGAAAUGAAGCAAGAAAGUGCUCGAAGGAAAUCAGAGCGAGGUUCCGGAGAUGACCAAUAUUUCCAUGGUUCCAAUAACCCAAACAUUCAGUCUCGGUCGUUCAAAUAUCUCCAGACAUCUUUAGACCAUGGAAGAGAGCCCCCUCCACCUAACAGUGACCCCCCUGAUGGACAGGCUGUGUCCCAGCCUGCCCCUGAAUCAUUUAGUCAGCCCAAAAUUCAAACUCCUCCCCUUCAAUCUCAGGCCCCUCCCACAUCACAAGUGGCACCUGUCAAUCAAACUGUAACUCCAGCUGAAGAUCCUCCCACUGAUGAACCUUACCGAUAUACCCCUUCAAUCACACAUACCACACCUACCCCUCCAUUAUACGGUUCCGCCCCAAAACAAUAUGACCAACCUACAAAACCCUAUGUCCCUCCUACAAAAUCAUAUGCCCCACCCACUAAAUCAUAUGCCCCACCCACAAAAUCAUAUGCCACACCCCCAGAAGAUGAUAAAGUGACAGCUGUCAUGCACUCACAGUAUAAUACACCAAUAGGGCUCUACUCUGCAACAAAUGCUUACGACUCAUUUAAAGGUCAAGUUUCUGGGACCUUAGACAUGGAAGGAGAACUCCCCACACAGGAGGCAAAAGCCAUUCAACCUUCAGAAACAAUGCGAUUGGUCCAGGAUCAAGAUAACCAGCCAAUGAGAAGAGAGAAUGAGUCCACAUUUACUGGAACUGGAUCAGACCCCAUUCAUUCAAGGACAUUCAAAGUGUUACAAAGCCAAAUGUCAGGAGGAGGGGCUCCUGCUGGACCUCCAUCCCAAGGAUACAAACCUGCCCCAGCUCCAGCUCCAGUGACUUUCACUCCUAAACCGGCUGCUCCGAAAAGUGCACCUGCCCCCUGGUCUCCCCCUAAACCAGCCCCUGGUGGCGGGAGUGGCACCAAAUUUGGGCGUAAAGGAGAUGCAUCCUUGAAACGAGAAGGUGAAGGAAUGUCUGGGCGUAUACCAAUGUGCGUCGCCUGCGGGGCAACAAUCAGAGGGCCCUUUAUUCUUGCUCUUGGUAAGAGUUGGUGCCCUAACCACUUCACGUGUGCUAACACGGGUUGCGGGAUGUCUCUCGUAGACAUUGGGUUUGUUGAAGAGAAUGGUCAGCUGUAUUGUGAACAGGACUAUGCCAAAUACUUCGCUCCACGCUGUCACAAGUGCAGUUCUGCCAUUGUUGGGGAAUGUGUAAAGGCAACUGGGCAUGACUAUCACCCUCAUUGCUUCUUGUGCGCUCACUGCCGUCAACCAAUUGGAAAAGGAGGCUUCCAUAUCGAGGAAGGUCAGCCUUACUGCUUGAAGGAUUGGGGAGACAUGUUCCAGACCAAAUGCCUUGGUUGUGAGUUUGCGAUUGAACCUGGAGAUAGAUGGGUGGAGGCUUUGAAUGGAAACUGGCACUCGGAGUGUUUCAACUGCUCUCAAUGCCAAGUGAACUUAGAGGGACAAAGUUUCUAUGCGAAACAUGGGCGCCCAUACUGCAAGAAACAUGCUGGUGGAUUCUAAACAACCCCAUAAAUACCCCCUGAAUGUGACAAAAGGACCCCAUAGAGACAUGAUAACAGGACCCGAUUGUGACAUGUUAGAAGGAUCCUCAUUUAACUGUAUACCAUAACCAAAAGUAUUGCAUUGUUAUCAGUUACAACAACAUGUACCUUUUUGAAACAAUAGAAGCUGUUAUGUUUUACAAGCAAUUGUAUUUGAAACAUUUGUAGAAAAUGUAUAUUAGUUUAUGGUUUGAUCUGUAUCAUAGGUUCAACUUACUCAGCUAUGCUUAUAGCUUCACAACAAAUAUGCCUAAAUUUAAAACCUGAAAAGAUGAACACUUUGAAGGUGAACACGCCUAAGGUGAACACUUUUAAGGUGGGUACUUCCAAGGUGAACACUUUUAAGGUGGAUACUUCUGAGGUGAACACUUCUAAGGUG